GUGAAUAUGAAGCAUUUAAAGGUUAUGGUGGCCCAUUACUGAUGUGAAAAAUUUAUCCUCUCUCCCAACUCUAUAAAUCAAUCUAACCGCUUCUGCAUGGCUAUGAAUAACUUGUAAUUCUUCUUUCAGCAUCUUUUUUGUUUCACAAGCAUGAGGUCACAAACUUUUUUAGAUAUGCUUUACAUCUUUUUAAUAACUAAAUGUUUUUCCUUUAGCUAGGUUUCUUUUUUAGAUAUGCUAUAGUAUACAUACAUGUGAAAGAAAGAAAAGAAGUGAAAAAAGAAUAAAGAGAGAGUGUUCAUAAUUAGUUAAUUAUGUGGAGGCUUAGGGUUGCAGAGGGAGGCAAUGACCCUUACAUUUAUAGCACAAACAAUUUUCUUGGAAGGGAAGUAUGGGAAUUUGAUGCUGAUGCUGGCAGUACUGAAGAGCGAGAAGAGGUCGAAAAAGCUCGACAAAAUUACUGGAACAAUCGGUUUCAGGUCAAACCAAGCUCUGACCUUCUUUGGCAAUUCCAGUUUCUAAGGGAGAAAAAGUUUAAACAGGAACUUCCUCAAGUGAAGAUUAAAGAUAAUGAGGAAAUUACAUAUGAAAAAGCCACAGCUGCAUUAAGGAGAAGCGUCCACUUGUUUUCAGCUUUGCAGGCGAGCGAUGGCCAUUGGCCAGCAGAAAAUUCAGGCCCAUUGUUCUUUGCGCCUCCUUUGGUUUUUUCUCUCUACAUUACAGGAUACCUUAACUCUGUGUUUUCUGCAGAGCAUCGUAAAGAAAUCCUGCGUUAUAUUUACUGUCAUCAGAAUGAAGAUGGCGGAUGGGGAUUACACAUUGAAGGACACAGCACUAUGUUUUGUACUGUGCUUAACUAUAUAUGUAUGCGUAUACUCGGCGAAGGACGCGACGGUGGCAGAGAAAAUGCCUGUGAAAGAGGGCGAAAGUGGAUUCUUGAUCAUGGUGGCGCAACCGCCAUAAGUUCUUGGGGAAAGACAUGGCUUUCGAUACUCGGUGUAUAUGAAUGGGAUGGAUGCAACCCUAUGCCACCAGAAUUUUGGGUUUUUCCAACUAUUAUUCCAUUGCAUCCAGCAAAAAUGAUGAGCUACUGUCGAAUCACUUACAUGGCUAUGUCGUACUUGUAUGGAAAGAGAUUUGUUGGUCCAAUCACACUUCUCAUUUUACAAAUUAGGGAGGAAAUAUACAACGAACCUUACCACAAAAUCAAUUGGAAGAGUGUGCGUCAUUUAUGUGCAAAGGAGGACAAUUUACCACAUCCAAUGAUGCAAAAAAUUGUUGUGGGAUUUUGCUAAAAUUUUUUUAUAAACAAAACAAUGGCGGGAGCCUCUUUUAGCUGUUGGCCUUUAAACAAAUUACGAGAAAAGGCUCUGAAAACAACAAUGGAUCACAUUCAUUAUGAAGAUGAAAAUAGUCAAUACAUUACCAAUUGGAUGUGUGGAAAACCCCUGAAUACGCUUGCUUGCUGGGUUGAUGACCCCAAUGGGGAUGCCUUUAAGAAGCAUCUUGCUAGGAUUGCAGAUUACAUUUGGGUUGCAGAAGAUGGAAUGAAGAUACAAUCAAAUAUGGCUGGCAGUCAAAUAUGGGAUGCAAGUCUUUGCCUUAAAGCUUUGAUCGCUAGCGACCUGUGUGAUGAAAUAGGACCCACACUUAAAGAAGGACACAACUUUUUGAAGAAUUCUCAGAUAACUGAAAACCCAUCUGGAGAUUUCAAAAGGAUGUUUCGUCAUAUCUCCAAAGGAGCAUGGGCUUUCUCUGAUAAAGAUCAUGGCUGGCAAGUUUCGGAUUGCACUGCAGAAAGUUUAAAGUGUUGCCUUCUUUUCUCAAUGAUGCCUCCUGAAAUUGUUGGUGAGAAAAUGGUACCUGAGAAGUUGUAUGACUCUGACUCUGUCCAAUUGGUCAUUACUUCUCUCUUCAGUAAAAAUGGAGGUUUUCCAGCUUGGGAACCAGCAGGAGCAGUAUCAUGGUUGGAGUUGCUCAACCCUGUGGAGUUUCUCGAAGACAUUGUAAUUGAGCAUGAGUAUGUUGAAUGCACUUCUUCAGCACUCCAAGGUUUGCUUCUAUUUAAGAAGCUAUAUCCUGAGCAUAGGAAGGAGGAGGUCGAAAAUUCCAUCUUAAACGCUGUACAGUACAUUGAGAGCAUACAAAAGCCUGAUGGUUCAUGGUAUGGAAAUUGGGGGGUAUGCUUCACCUAUGGUACAUGGUUUGCACUUCGAGGUUUAGCUGCUGCCGGUAAGACUUAUGACAAUUCUGUUGCUAUUCAAAGAGGUGUUGAUUUUCUUCUUAAAAUGCAAUGUGAUGAUGGUGGAUGGGGAGAGAGUUAUCUUUCUUGCUCUAUGAAAGUAUAUGUUCCACUUGAGGGUAAAAGAUCAAAUCUGGUGCAAACUGCAAUGGCUAUGAUGGCUUUAAUCUACGGAGGACAAGCCAAGAGAGAUCCUACUCCCAUUCAUCGUGCUGCAAAAUUGCUAAUUAAUUCUCAGACAGAACUUGGUGAUUUUCCUCAACAGGAAAUCGGAUGUUCGUUCUUCAAGAAUUGCGUGUUACACUAUGCAUUGUCGAGGACUACUUUUCCGAUGUGGGCUUUAGCAGAAUACCGCCGGCAUGUUGCAUUGCCUUCCAAAAACAAUUAAUUUAUAUCUAUUAGGAAGCUCAGAUUCUCCCCCGACGAAUAUAUUUUUCUCCUAAGACUUGAGGUGGUAAAAAAAAAAAAUCAAAUUUCGAUUUAAAGUUUUUAAUUACUUUUAUAUAAACAAACAAAAGCAAAAUUAGAAACGAAAAUCUUUUCUUACCCAUCAUAUUUGAAGGCCACUGAAUUCAAGUUCGAUCAUGCAAUAAAUUAUGCAAGCAGGGGUGGAGUUAAGAAACUUUGAAGGAUCAUAAUAAAGUAGAGACUCGAGUGAGGAAGAAAAGUAAAGUGAGCAUUACGUGUGAAGGAAAGUAACUUGAAGUUAUUUUGUAAAAUUGUUGUUCAAUCCUUGUAAACUUAUAAUUUAGCACUCCUUUUUAAAAAUUUGUUUUCAA
This is a messenger RNA of Jatropha curcas, 3021 nucleotides long. The record is from RefSeq and is a predicted model, not a curated record. Lineage: Eukaryota; Viridiplantae; Streptophyta; Magnoliopsida; Malpighiales; Euphorbiaceae.